CCCUACUUCGCUGGGCUGCCAGGACUGCACAUCUGCCUCCCAAGCUAGGAGGAAGGAGCCAGCCCAGGUGGGGGUCGGGGGAGGGAAAGGAGCUCUGGUAUUUGAGUCCCUGGGCCUGGAGGAAGAGGCCAAUGCCAAGCAUCUCCACCCCGGGGGAGGCACUUUUUCCAGGGGUGGAGGAACAUUGGCCUCCUGGUUCCUCGAGCCUUCCUAGGAGGUCUGGGGUAUAGCCAGGAGUCCCAGCAUCUCAGCUAGGGGGAGGAGCUGCGAAUCCCUCGCCAUCUCCAAGAAGAGGGAGGGUACAGGGGGAGGGGGGCCUUCGGCCCGGUCCCUUUGAAGCUGGAAACCUGAGCCCCGCCCCGCUCCAGGGCACACCCCCCUGUCCCCUAGGGUCUGGCCGCAGCUCAUAAAAAUGGGGCUCCUGCAGUGAGUGGACAGCCGCGGGACGGGACGGGACAGGACGGGACGGGACGGGACCCGGGCGCACCUGAGAGUGAGGAGCGGGAUCCGAGCCCUCCGUCCCAGCCACAGCGCCCAGGCCGCCCCUCGGAUCCCGGCGCCCCGUUAGCGGAAAGAUGCGCUGUGCCCCCAGCACGGGAGCUGCGCUGGUGCUCUGCGCCGCCACGGCGGGGCUGCUGGGCGCCGCCGCCGCCGGCCGCGGCGAGGUCCGCCCCGGGCCCCCCGAGCUCCGAGGGCCCCACGCCGGGCCGGAGGCCAAGUACGCCUCGUGGGACGAGGUGAACGUGAUCGCUCACGGUCUCCUGCAGCUCGGACACGGCCUUCGGGAGCACGUGGAGCGGACGGAGCGCCAGGUGAAAGACAUCUACCGCCGCCUCCAAGCCCGGGAUCCCGCCUGCGACGACCCUCAGCGCCGCGCCUCUCUCAGCUCCGAGGGCACCCAGCCGCAGAGCCCCGACGAGAGCCGGGCGAACUUGACCGCGCAGGGCACGGACAGCCGCUGGGAGCCGAAAGCCCAAGCGAAGAGCGAGCUCCGGCCGCUGGAAGCGAAGGAUGCCCCGGCUGGGGAGAGCAGCAGUGGGGGGGCCGCCUGGAGAGCUGUGAGCAGCCUGCAGACCCAGCUUCGAGCUCAGAACAGCAGAAUUGAGGAAUUGUUUCAGAAAGUGGCCCAGCAACAACAGCACCUGGAAAAGCAGAACCUGAAUAUUCAAAGGCUGCAGAGCAAGCUCCAGGGUCUGGCUCCUUUGCAGCUGAGACAUAUGCCACUAAGGCCUAUGGGAAAGAAGAAUACCCAGAAGAUGGCCCGACACAUUCGUCCUGUCCCCAACAGCAGUGACAAGCCUAAGCUGCCCCAGGAUUGCCAUCAACUCUUUCUGGGUGGAGAACGCCAGAGUGGACUCUUCCACAUUCAGCCUCAAGGCUCCUUACCUUUCCUGGUGAACUGCAAGAUGACUCCAGAGGGUGGCUGGACAGUGAUCCAGAGACGCCUGAAUGGCUCAGUGGACUUUAACCAGCCUUGGGAGGCCUACAAGUCAGGCUUUGGAAACCCUAAUGGGGAAUUUUGGCUGGGUCUGGAGAAGGUUCAUCAUAUCACUGGAGACCGAGGAAGUCGUCUUGUUGUGCAGCUGUUAGACUGGGAGGGCAAUGCCCAGUCUGUCCAGAUCCCUUUCCACUUGGGAGGAGAGGAUACAGCCUAUAGCUUGAAGCUCACAGGGCCAGUUGCUGGAGAGCUGGGUCCAGCCACAAAAGAUGGACUAUCACUACCCUUCUCUACUUGGGAUCGUGAUCAUGACCUCAGGACAGACCUGAACUGUGCCAAGAACCUCUCUGGAGGCUGGUGGUUCAGUACUUGUGGCCAUUCCAACCUCAAUGGAAAGUAUUUUCACUCCCUUCCCCGGCAGCGGCACCAGAGGAAGCAGGGCAUCUUCUGGAAGACUUGGCGGGGACGCUACUACCCUCUACAGGCCACCACCAUGCUGAUCCAGCCCACAGAGGUUGCUGCGUCCUAGCCUUGUUGCAAAGAGCGUUGCAGGGCUAACAGAGAAGAGCCAGAGCUCAAUGGGUCAAUGACUCGUCAUAAAUGCAAAAAGAGAACUCUCUCCCUCCCUUUUCCCAACAUCCACGAUGACAAUAGGACAUUAGCCUGGGCCCCGCUCAGGACUAAAAGAGAUACUUCACUGAGGGGGAGGAAUAAGAGAGGAUGCAGGCCCAGCCUUGGACUCCAGGCCUUCCCUCUUGAAGAGACUGAUUACUCCUUUCUUCCCCUUCUUUAAUCUAUUGCCCUCUUGAGGGCAGACCUGUGGUUACCAGUGGUACUAAUGACCAGGGGCUUUCCCUCUCCUUAUCCAUCCUAUUACAUACAGGAGUUUGAUGCACAAGGGAAAGAAGGAACUGGGUCGUCUAACUUUGGGGACUGUGGGGAAGAAGCCCAGGUUCUGGGCUCAUGGCUGACUAGGAGUCUGGCUUAGAUGUCUUCAGUCAUAUUGACUGGACUGGGAUAAUGGGACCAAAAGCUGGGGGAAUCUAGGAUGGUGACCUCAGAGCGUCUCUAUUUCAAAGCCCAGCCCUGGGGGUCUAUCAAAGGUCAGGGUAAUUUAUAAAUAGCUGCCUUGUAAAAAGAUUUAUUAUCUUUUGGGUUGUGGGGUCUGGCUGGGAUUACCAGGCCCCUUCAGAUUGUUUGUAAUAAAAAGGAGGAAAGAA
This is a messenger RNA of Sarcophilus harrisii (Tasmanian devil), 2658 nucleotides long. RefSeq names its product angiopoietin like 4 (gene ANGPTL4). The coding region runs from base 576 to 1967 and encodes 463 amino acids. The record is from RefSeq and is a predicted model, not a curated record. Gene Ontology annotation, biological process: triglyceride homeostasis. Gene Ontology annotation, molecular function: enzyme inhibitor activity. Lineage: Eukaryota; Metazoa; Chordata; Mammalia; Dasyuromorphia; Dasyuridae. The transcript is spliced from 7 exons.